AUGUCAAAAUUGUUCUCAGGAGCUGAAGCAAACUAUGACACCCACAAUAAAGAGCUUCUGGCAAUCAUCAAGGCAUUGGAGGAGUGGUGUAUCUUCCUAAAAGCAACAGAUGAGCCUAUCCAGGAACCAGAAAUCAUAUUGCCACCUGAGAUCUUUGCCAAUAUGGGUACAUCAGAGGAAGAACUGGCAGUCACUGAGGAAAUCCAAGUGACCCUUAGGGAAGACCCAUCACUAGAACCUAUUGUUUGGUUCCUCACAGAAGAUGCAGAUAAUGCCCCCCUGAAAACAGUAGUCCCUGCCUCAGAGACCCUGAAGGAACACCUCCUGAGGGAAUUCCAUGACUCCCCCCUUGUAGGUCACCUGGGCCAGCAAAGAACCCUGGAACUAUUAAGCCAUAACUACUGGUGGCCUGGGAUGAAAUCAUCAGCCAAGGAGUGGUUGGAAUGCUGCCCAACCUGCCAGGCAAAUCAAAAGGCCUACUCUGGAACCAUAUCCCUAAAACCCCUAGAAGUACCUCCAUAUCUGUUCCACACAAUAUCCUACAACUUUAUAACAGGCUUCCCCAAAUCACAAGGAUUCAAUGCAAUACUUGUGGUGAUUGACUCCUUUUCCAAAAUGGGACACUUCAUCCCAACUCCCAAGAAGGUCACAGUGAAAGGAUUAGCAGAAAUCUUUGUCAACAAUAUCUGGAAGGUUCACAGAUUGCCAAUUAAAACAGUAUCAGAUAUAGGGAUGACCUUCACUGGAAAAUUCCUCAAGGCCCUAUACAAAUGGUUGGGAAGCAAACCAAGGUUCUCCUCAGCUUAUCACCCCAAAUCAGAUGGUCAGACCAAACAGGUAAAUCAAUUCAUAGAGUUCUACCUUAGGUCCUAUGUAAUGGCAGAUCACAGCAAUUGGGCAAAAUGGCUCCCCUUGUCAGAAUUUGCUUACAACAAUUCCAAACACUCUGCCACAGAAAAAACUCCCUUCAAGCUAGUCUUUGGCAGAACACCAGCCAUGAACCCCUCAAACAUUCCUGUAAGCAUCCCAGAAGCAGACAACAUAGCAAAUUGCCUGUUGCAAGAACAGAAGGAGGCCAAAGCAGCCCUUGGGCUAUCUAAGGAAAAAAUGGCAGGGAACAAAGGAACCAUUCUGGGAUACUCAAUAGGCAAAAAACUAGAUCCUAAGUGCCUGGGCCCUUUUGAAAUCUCAGAAAAGAUCUCAAGCCACACUUAUCAUCUGAAACUCCCAGAAACCCUUAAGAUCCACAAUGUUUUCUAUGUGAGAUUAUUGUCUAAAUCUCACAAAUCUCCAAGCCAACCUUUCCCAGAUCAACCCCCUCCUGAAACAAUAGAAGGGGAAGAAGAAUUUGAGGUCAAGCAAAUCAUUGAUUCAAAAAGACAGAAGGGAAAAUGGUUUUACCUGAUCAAAUGGAAGGGAUACAGACUGGAAGGCAACUCAUGGGAACCAGAGGAACUACUGGAACAUAGCCAGGACAAGAUCAAGCAGUUCAACCAAGCUAGACUCAAAAGGCUUGUGACUCCCCCAAGAGCCUUUAAAGGGGGGGGCAAUGUUACACCCCUGAUAAUUUUACCACUGGGAUUGCCUCUUCUUUCUGAUAUUUUUAGUAUUUUUUACAGACUCUUUAUCCUUGUUUUUUGA
Rhizoctonia solani is the source of this 1641-nucleotide messenger RNA. Its product is annotated as Retrotransposable element Tf2 protein. The record is from RefSeq and is a predicted model, not a curated record. NCBI's taxonomy places the organism in Eukaryota, Fungi, Basidiomycota, Agaricomycetes, Cantharellales, Ceratobasidiaceae. Gene Ontology annotation, biological process: DNA integration. Gene Ontology annotation, molecular function: nucleic acid binding. Bases 1 to 1641 code for a protein of 546 amino acids. The transcript has 4 exons.